AUGUCUACCCCUACUUCUACUCCCCGACCCCUCGCCGUACCCACUCUCAUACUCAACAAUGGGCAGAAGAUGCCUGCAGUUGGUAUGGGUUGUUGGAUGGGACAACCUGGAAAGGCGGAGGAGGUCAAAGAGAUGUGCAAAAAAGCGUUGGAGAUCGGAUACAGGCAUUUCGAUACGGCAUCCGGCUACGCCAACGAGAAAGCCGUAGGAGAAGCCAUUCGCGAAUCUGGAAUUCCCCGGGAAGAAAUCUUCGUUACUACGAAGCUGUGGAGUGCGGACCAUCACCGCGUCGAAGAGGCGUUCGAAAACUCGCUCAAGGAGCUCGACAUCGGAUACAUCGACCUCUACCUCAUGCACUGGCCUCAGGCCAUCAUCGACAACAAAGUCCUCCCACCAGGCGAAUCCCCAACCUUCACCGAAACCUACCUCUCAAUGCAACGCCUCCUCUCCACCCACCCCACCCACCUCCGCUCCAUCGGAAUCUCCAACUUCUCCAUCCUCACCCUCACCACCCUCCUCGCCUCUCCCGACCUGUCCAUCAUCCCCGCCGUCAACCAGAUCGAAAUGCACCCCCAUCUCCCACAAAGCGAUCUCAAAGCCUUCUGCGACUCCAAAGGCAUCAAACUCGUGGCGUAUUCGCCUUUGGGGGCUCCGCCUGCUGCGGACGAGGAAGAUAGAGCGAGGAGAGCAAAGGUGAAGGGUGUUGCGGAGAAGUAUGGGGUUAGUGAGGGGACGGUGGUGUUGAGUUGGGGGGUCAAGAGGGGUACGGCGGUUAUUCCGAAGAGCGCGAACCCGAAGAGGAUGAGGGAUAACUUCAACUUGAUCGACUUGAGCGACGAAGAUAUACAGGUCCUCGACGGGAUCCAUCAAGAGGAAGAUCAACAUAUGAGCCUCUUGACGUUCUACGCGGAGGCGCCGGGCCAAAUAUUCGGUUGGACUUACGAGCAACUCGGGUGGGAGAGGGACGAGCGGGGCCAUGUCAUCAGUAAGGCUUGA
Messenger RNA from Stereum hirsutum FP-91666 SS1, 996 nucleotides. RefSeq names its product aldo/keto reductase. Gene Ontology annotation, cellular component: cytosol. Lineage: Eukaryota; Fungi; Basidiomycota; Agaricomycetes; Russulales; Stereaceae. Bases 1 to 996 code for a protein of 331 amino acids. The record is from RefSeq and is a predicted model, not a curated record. Gene Ontology annotation, molecular function: aldose reductase (NADPH) activity. The transcript has 8 exons.